Molecule: messenger RNA, 1200 nt
Organism: Drosophila hydei
Lineage: Eukaryota; Metazoa; Arthropoda; Insecta; Diptera; Drosophilidae
Exons: 3
Coding region: 14-871 (285 amino acids)
Source: RefSeq, a predicted model, not a curated record
GCUUAUUGCCAACAUGUCCUUUGCAAAUGAUCGGCUGUUGGCUGUGACGCUGCUCUUGUGUCUCUUGGGAGUGGGCAACGCAGCACACAAUGCGACAGCAAGUCAACAGGAAAUGUAUUGCAAAACCGAACACUGUGGCGUUAGGAAUAUAGGAUGUCAUAGCUCCAAAGACAUGAGCCUUAUAUGCGCCCCGGAUGCCAAGAUGAUUAAUAUGUACACGUACAAGGCGCUUUUACUGCAUCAUUUCAACACCUUUCGCAACAAGGUGGCCUUGGGCUAUACACGCACCUUGCAUCCGGCCGGACGAAUGGCGCGGAUGACUUGGUCCAAGGAGCUGGAGAACUUUGCUAUAAUAUUCAUCAAGAAGUGCACGUUUUAUCCGCAUCCCUGCAUGUCUUCGUUAGAGUUUACAACCAUUGGCUGCAUCUACGACGGACUCACCUAUACGGGGAAUGUUCAUUUGCACAAGGUGCCGGAGAUUACGGAGGAGCUGCUCAACGGCUGGUUCGAGGAUGCACAUUACGUGACGCGGCAUAUGUCGAUGAGCCUGACUGUUGAUUUCCCUCAGCCAUCUGUGCGUCAGGUAGUGCUGCUCAUGGCGGACCGCAACACGCAUGUCGGCUGCAGCGGCUUGAGAUUCAAAACUGGCAUUUCAUAUCAAUUCAAUUUCGCCUGCGCCUUUGCCACCGACAAUAUGCUACUGAAGCCCAUCUACAGGCCUUGGGCUGAGGCUGGAGCCCUGUGCAAAGCUCGCGAUAAAAUCUACACAAAUCUGUGCGCUCUUGGCGAAUCUUACGACAAUAACCAUACGUACACGCCAGGCGAGCUGCUGCCCACUUCAGUGGAUUAUUUAUCUGGGAUAAGCGUAUGACAAGCCAGCCCGAUUUCGUGAUUUCGAUGGAAAGCUUCUUAAAUAAAGCGCAAUGUCAAAUUGUAUGAGCUAUGCUCAAUGGGCUAAGAAAAAUGUAAAAUGAAACUGAAAUCACGAAUCAGCUAAUGUCGGUAUCAGUAUUAUGAGGUAGCUUAAUUUUUUACUAAACCUUGAACCCACUGAAAAUAAAAGUUAUGGAUAUUCUGGUCUUGUUAAAAUAUAUGUAAUAUGCAGAUGCAGACGCGGCAAAUCCAAUAAGGCCGGCCGUCCGUCCGUUCUUCCGCCUAUUUCUCCUUCUGCCCAUUUGUUCGACCGUCUAUCAGUCAAUC